Arabidopsis thaliana (thale cress) is the source of this 3452-nucleotide messenger RNA. RefSeq names its product Protein kinase superfamily protein (gene PERK9). The transcript has 8 exons. The record is from RefSeq and is marked reviewed. Gene Ontology annotation, cellular component: plasma membrane. Gene Ontology annotation, molecular function: protein kinase activity; protein serine kinase activity; protein serine/threonine kinase activity. Bases 888 to 3014 code for a protein of 708 amino acids. NCBI's taxonomy places the organism in Eukaryota, Viridiplantae, Streptophyta, Magnoliopsida, Brassicales, Brassicaceae.
UUGAGCUUUCUUUAUAAACCAAACCUAAAUUUAAUUCUCAAUAUUCAAAUCAUCAAACGACGUUUUGUGCAUUAAAUUUUUCGACAUAAUUAAAGCAACACGGUGUUUUAAUAAACUCAAUGCAAAAUCCAGCUAAUUUUCAUUAAACAACAAAUACUCCUUUGCUUAUGACAAAAGCGCGUAAAGGCUUACGGUGAAAUUUGGAAAGUAGCUAAUUUGACUUAAUUCGGUUAUGGAAACAAAUUAAUUUUAUUUCCUUAAAAACAAACAAUUAAAAGUUUCAAUUUCUUUGACCGUUGAUUUAACGUAGCAUUGAAGCAUUUUCUCAGAGAGUAGAGAAGACGCUGCGAAACUCAGAAAAUUAAAUUUUCAAGCUCGGAAGGAAACUCUGAUUCAUUAUUACAGAUUCGAAGUUUCAGAGAAGAAGGGACAAGACAAAGUUUAACUGCUUACUUGUUGUGUUUUUGCUCUCUGGUCUUCAAUUGCUGAAGUUUUAUAACGGAGAUGUUUCAGUUAUGAUCUUACAGAUCUGAGGUUAUUGCAUAUCCACUCAAAUUGGGUAAUCUCAGUGAUCUGGAAUUUUGGUGGAAGCAAAGCAAAAUUUGUGUUUUUUUUGCUCGGCCGAUCUGGGUUUGAUCUAUUACAUCGUCUUCUCUGCUUUGUCUUGAAAUUAGCUGUGUUGUGAUUUCGAAAGUUUGCUACUUCUUCACGUUUAGUGUUCUUAGUUGGUAAAGUUUGGUACUUUCAGGAUACUGUCAUACUCAAAGUCUGGGACUUUUAGGUGUUUUUGAUUGUUCAUUUGGUGAUUGAUCAUCGUCUCUGAUCGUUACUUGGAGGAAAGAUUCCAAAUUUUUGAAUGAGAAGUUGAUUUGUUGAUCGGAAUUGAGAUGGCAACAACACCGGUUCAACCUCCGGUUUCAAAUUCUCCACCGGUGACUUCGCCGCCGCCGCCACUGAAUAAUGCUACUUCUCCGGCUACACCACCACCAGUAACAUCGCCGCUACCUCCGUCAGCACCUCCACCAAAUAGAGCUCCUCCUCCUCCUCCUCCGGUGACUACCUCACCACCACCAGUUGCUAAUGGAGCUCCUCCUCCUCCACUGCCAAAACCACCUGAGAGCUCUUCUCCGCCACCACAACCAGUGAUCCCUUCACCUCCUCCUUCAACUUCGCCGCCACCACAACCAGUAAUCCCUUCACCUCCUCCUUCAGCAUCUCCACCACCUGCAUUAGUCCCACCACUACCUUCUUCUCCUCCACCUCCUGCAUCUGUUCCUCCUCCUCGGCCAUCGCCUUCACCACCAAUCUUAGUACGUUCUCCUCCGCCCUCAGUGCGUCCAAUUCAAUCUCCUCCUCCUCCGCCUUCAGACCGUCCCACUCAAUCUCCUCCUCCUCCUUCUCCUCCUUCACCACCUUCAGAGCGUCCUACUCAAUCUCCUCCUUCGCCACCUUCAGAACGUCCUACUCAAUCUCCUCCGCCUCCUUCUCCUCCUUCACCGCCUUCAGACCGUCCCUCUCAAUCUCCUCCUCCACCACCAGAGGAUACUAAACCCCAACCUCCCAGGAGAAGUCCAAAUUCUCCACCACCAACAUUCUCUUCUCCUCCACGUUCUCCUCCUGAAAUACUUGUCCCAGGUUCUAACAAUCCAUCUCAAAACAACCCUACUCUUAGACCUCCUCUUGAUGCUCCAAAUUCUACUAAUAAUAGUGGAAUUGGUACUGGUGCUGUUGUUGGUAUCAGUGUAGCAGUAGCACUUGUGGUCUUCACUCUUUUUGGUAUCUUUGUCUGGUGCUUGAGGAAACGAGAAAAACGCCUUUCAGCUGUUAGUGGUGGCGAUGUUACACCAUCACCAAUGAGCUCUACCGCAAGAUCAGAUUCAGCAUUUUUUAGGAUGCAGUCAUCUGCACCUGUUGGAGCAAGCAAGCGUUCGGGCAGUUAUCAAUCACAAUCCGGUGGCUUAGGCAAUUCGAAAGCAUUGUUUUCCUAUGAAGAACUUGUGAAGGCAACAAAUGGUUUUUCACAAGAAAAUCUAUUAGGUGAAGGUGGAUUUGGUUGUGUAUAUAAAGGGAUAUUACCUGAUGGGAGAGUAGUUGCUGUGAAACAACUAAAGAUCGGUGGAGGACAAGGUGACAGGGAGUUUAAAGCCGAAGUUGAAACUCUUAGCAGAAUUCAUCACCGCCAUUUGGUUUCAAUCGUGGGACAUUGUAUCUCUGGUGACCGUAGAUUGCUUAUCUAUGAUUAUGUUUCUAACAAUGACCUUUACUUCCACCUUCAUGGAGAAAAAUCUGUUCUAGACUGGGCAACACGUGUUAAAAUUGCGGCUGGGGCAGCUCGUGGACUAGCUUAUCUUCAUGAAGAUUGUCAUCCGCGUAUCAUUCACAGGGACAUCAAGUCGUCUAACAUUCUUUUAGAGGACAACUUUGAUGCUCGGGUUUCUGACUUUGGCCUUGCAAGAUUAGCUCUUGAUUGUAACACUCAUAUCACCACACGGGUCAUCGGAACAUUUGGCUAUAUGGCUCCUGAAUAUGCAUCAAGUGGAAAAUUAACAGAGAAAUCAGAUGUAUUCUCCUUUGGGGUUGUUCUGCUGGAGUUAAUCACUGGACGUAAACCGGUGGAUACAUCGCAACCACUGGGAGAUGAGAGCCUUGUUGAAUGGGCCCGGCCUUUGAUAAGUCAUGCCAUAGAAACCGAGGAAUUUGAUUCUUUAGCAGAUCCUAAGCUUGGAGGAAACUAUGUAGAAUCUGAAAUGUUUAGAAUGAUUGAAGCAGCAGGAGCCUGCGUGCGGCAUUUAGCUACCAAGAGACCUCGGAUGGGACAAAUUGUGAGAGCUUUUGAAAGUUUAGCUGCGGAAGACCUUACUAACGGAAUGAGACUAGGCGAAAGCGAGGUCUUUAACUCAGCUCAACAGUCAGCAGAGAUCAGAUUGUUUAGAAGAAUGGCAUUUGGUAGCCAAAAUUACAGUACAGAUUUUUUCUCGCAUAGUAGUUACAAUAGCAGAGACGCAAACGUGUAAAUAUCAUACACAGAUUGUUCUUUUUCUUCUCUCGCCAUUAGUGGCACAAACCAUUAAGAAAUAUCCUAGUUGUGUCUCAAAAACUCACCAUCUUUCGCGACUAAAACCAGCACAUCAAAGCUGAGCCUUCUCAGAGUGAUUGAAACAGUAAGAAUCUCCCUCUGGUUUUGCCUUCUCUUGAUUUGUGCUCAUGUUUUGUUUCCUUAUUAUGGUUUAAACUAAAGACACUACUAAUACAAUAUGUAGAAACAGAGGAUUACAGAGGAGCUAGUGGUUGAACAGAAAGAUGAGAAAAAGGGAUAUAGAUGGGUACAAGAGAGGCUUCGUUUCUUACAUGAAAUUACUUUUGUAUCUAUUUUUUCUAUUCUUAUACGUUCAAGUUUGCACAUUAUGUGACAUUACUUAUAUAAUAAAUCAAUAAAAAUCAAUUUGUCUCAC